AUGUCGAGUUACUUCAGGCGCAAGUAUAAGACCGGGGACCUGGUGUUUGCCAAGUUAAAGGGCUAUGCCCACUGGCCUGCCCGGGUAGAGCAGAUGGCUGAACCCAAUCGCUAUCAAGUGUUUUUUUUCGGCACCCACGAGACGGCCUUCCUGGGCCCCAAACACCUCUUCCCAUAUGAGGAGUCCAAGGAGAAGUUCGGCAAGCCCAAUAAGAGGAGGGGGUUCAGCGAGGGGCUGUGGGAGAUCGAGAACAACCCCAUGGUCCAGGCUUCUGACUACCAACUGGCCCAGGAGAAGAUCUGCGUGGACGGGCCUGAGCCUGAGCUGGAGGCCACCGAGGGUGACCUGGCCAUGAAGAGCAGCGCUGACAAUGGCGGAGAUGGCCUGGGGAAGCCAGUCGAUGAACAGGCCCAGGAGGAGGACGACAAGAGGCCUCUGAAGAGGAGUGCCGGCGACCUGCUGGAGGAGAGCUCCCCCAAACGCCCCAAGGAAGCCGGCCCUGAAGGAGAGGUGGCUGAGACCGUGGCCCGGGCGGACAGGCCGCUCCUGGUGGAGGUGGAGAACGACAGUGCCGCCGCAUCCGAGCCAGGCCCUGCCUGGGGGCCGACCCGGGAGGGGCAGGAGCAGGAGCAGGAGCUAGAGCAGAAACCCGAGGAAGGAGCUGCGGAGAAAGAGGCCAAGACGCCAGAAAUCGGAGACCACGAGAGCCCGUAG
This is a messenger RNA of Condylura cristata (star-nosed mole), 714 nucleotides long. RefSeq names its product hepatoma derived growth factor-like 1 (gene HDGFL1). The transcript has a single exon. Bases 1 to 714 code for a protein of 237 amino acids. The record is from RefSeq and is a predicted model, not a curated record. Gene Ontology annotation, molecular function: double-stranded DNA binding; transcription coregulator activity. Gene Ontology annotation, biological process: regulation of transcription by RNA polymerase II. Gene Ontology annotation, cellular component: nucleus. NCBI's taxonomy places the organism in Eukaryota, Metazoa, Chordata, Mammalia, Eulipotyphla, Talpidae.